UUCAUUCUUGAGCUCUUGACCUUCGUCCUUCGUUCAUUUCACUAGUUCGGUAGUUCCACUUGCAUCGCUUUUCGCUUUACGGUCAUGCAUAUCGUGUCCGGGUUUCAGUGUAAGUACAGUAAGUACUAUGUACGCUGUUGGAAAUUAUUGUAGAAACUAAGAAGUGUCAGAAAUCGGUUUCAUUACGGUCAUUACUACAAUGAAAAAGUGUCAUGUUUCUGUUAUCAUCAGUGUCUACUACAGAUUUUUUUCAAUCAUCUCAACAUCACAUGAAUAUCAUUUCAUUUCUUGUUUAUAACCUUGGAUAAAUUUUGCAAAAUCGGUGAAAUCAGUUUUUUAUUCUUGUAUUGUUCAAUGUGUUUUUGUAAAUUUCGGUAACUUUUCAAUCAUGUUCCUGUUUUCGAAAAUAAUUCAUCGAUUCAUAUCACAUGUUAAUCAUUUCUGUGCAUUGUGUUUGAAUUCAAGUCGGAUGCAAAUUAUGAAUUUGUAAAAUUUCGAUUUGUGAACAGUGGGGCAGAGUGGCGCGAUUACUUCUUGCCGUUUAUCAUAAAAUGACCACAGGGCUUCGACAUAGUGCCACAGAACCUGGAAGUUUACAAACAGAUCGUUUUGUCGAAGCGAUGCCGAAGAAGAAAAGUCCUCAACUGCUUUCCAAAAUGAAGAACACUACUGGAACUGCAUCAGAAUCGGAAGGAAGCUUGGAUAGUAGCCCUUCUGUGGAAUCUUGUAAAGAAUCUCACAAUCAGAAGAAAAUUACGCGCCGAGGUUCCGAAUGGGAAAUUCUAGAAGGCCUGAAAGAGGGGCAGCGUUUCGAUAAAAAACCAGAAAUGUUUUCCGGCUAUCUUCACAAGAAACGUAAAUGGCCGCUGAAAGGAUGGCACAAGCGUUACUUCAUAUUAGAUAAAGGAUUACUAACCUACGGCAAAGGUCCAUCAGAAAUUGCUCGCGGUAAAAUUCACGGACACGUUGACAUUGGUUUAUCUGUGAUAUCUACGAAAGGCAAAAGAAAACGUAUAGACAUCGAUGCUGACGAAUUUAUCCAUCAUUUGAAGGCCAAACGUCACGAAAAUUUUUUGCAGUGGGUCGAACAAUUGAAGAAGCACCGUUUGUAUAGGCAACACGUGUUAACUUUUGGCAACGUCAGACACGUACAAGGUCGCAUACUUAAAGACAUGACUAAACCCAUGAAAGAUACAACUCAAUUAUUGUUGCACGGUGGCCAAAACAUGAAAGUGCACUCUCCUCCUCCUCGUCUCACUGCUUGGGUGAUGGAUUCAAACUCGCCGUUAGAAAGAGCAUCUAAAGAAUUGGAGCACGUUCAUCAGCAUUUGCAUAAAUUAUCGAGCAUCUUGAAUCAGAUUGAUAGUUUGAUGGUCGAAAGCGAGGUACAUGAGGUGGUGUCUUUAAGCGACGGAUUGUCUCCAAAUUCGAAAAAGGAUAAAAGAAGAUUCGGAUUACGUAAAAAGAAGAGCAACAACUGCAGUCUAAGUUGGGGUGGUAACAAAGGCAGUUCCGGUGAUUUAACGAGUAACGCGAAUUUAACAACUUGUAGUCCUUGUAAAAGUGGUUCCGUUCAAGAAGCAGAAUCAUCUUCUCCAGUUUCCACUUGCUCGUUAACUGUGGGCCUCACUUCUAAUAAUACCAAUACAUCAUUAUCGAGCAGUAAUCCUGCUAUCAACAACACCAUUACUCAAACCAAUCGUCAUAUUUCCUUAUCAACUCCAUUGUCCGCCGAUGGUCAUCCGGAUUCAAUUCAAACUUGUAGUGAUACGAAAAUAUUUAGCGACUAUGUUUCUUUGGCGAAAGAAAUACACGAAAAUCUUUACGCGAUUAUAAAAACUUUGUAUACUGAACGAGAUCGUUUGAAGACUGCUUUGGAAUCUGAUUCCAAUAAUAGUGGAUCUCAGGCUGUGAUUAAAAAUUUACAAAAUAGUUUAUUACAAACUAUACAACAGAACAAUGAAUUACGAACAAGAUUGAAUAAUAUUCACGCCACUUCGGAUAUUAGUCAAUUGAGUGAUUCGCUGUUGAAACAAUCAUUAUCCUAUAAUUCAUUAUAUGUUAGUGCUUCGGAUAUAUUUUUCGAUGCCGAAGAAUUCCAUAACGUGACGGAUAACGAAAACGAACUCGAAGACAGAGUUAGUGUUCCAGAAACCCAGAUCGCUGCCAGUGACACAUCCUCCGAAGCAGGUUCUAUUUCUAGCGAAGAAGGUUCCAUGUCUUCGGAAAAUAGCGAAGGAGCUGCUUCCGAUUAUAAUUCUCAACAAAAUGUGAUAGGAAAUACGGGUAAUGUUGAAAACAUGACUGGACAUAGAGAUAAAUUACCAUGCCCGAGGCCUAACACAGAAGGAUUAUCUUUGUGGAAUUUAUUACGUCGAAAUAUUGGUAAAGAUUUAUCCCAGGUGUCGAUGCCGGUUGCUUUGAACGAGCCUCUCAAUAUGCUGCAACGCUUAUGCGAAGAGCUCGAGUAUUCAGAAUUACUCGACAAAGCUGUCGAACUGGAAGAUCCGUACGAAAGAAUGGUAUACGUUGCUGCAUUCGCUGUGUCCGGUUAUGGGUCGUCUUCUUGUAGAGCUGGUUCAAAACCAUUUAAUCCUUUGCUCGGUGAAACUUACGAAUGUAUUAGAGAAGAUAAAGGUUUCAAAUUUAUUUCAGAACAGGUUAGUCAUCAUCCUCCCGUCAGUGUUUGUCACGCUGAAUCAAAGAAUUUCGUAUUUUGGCAAGAUAUGCGUAUUAAAACAAAGUUCUGGGGUAAAUCGAUGGAAUUUCAACCAAUAGGCUACGUUAAUUUGAAAAUCCUGCGGCCCGAUUGCCAAGAUCAUUAUCGAUGGAACAAGGUUACCACUUGCGUUCAUAAUUUGUUUUCUGGCCAGCGCUGGGCUGAUUUAUACGGUGAAUUGAAAAUAAACAACUUGAAUCGAGAUAUAAGUUGUAAAUUGACAUUCGUUAAAGCGAAUUAUUGGUCAGCUAAACGGCAUGAAGUGUAUGGAAACGUUUUCGACGAAAAUGGUACCGUAGUGAGAAAAUUAUUCGGAAAAUGGAACGAGGCGUUAUAUUGCGGCGUUCCACCUUCAGCCAAGUGUAUUUGGAGACCGGGUACGAUGCCAGAAAAUUACGAAAUGUACUACGGAUUUACUCGUUUCGCGAUCGAAUUAAACGAACUAGAUCCAGAAACGGCGAAGCAUUUACCUAAAACGGAUACUAGAUUUAGACCCGAUCAAAGAUUAUUAGAAGAGGGCGAUCUAAAUGGUGCAGAAUCGGUUAAAUUGCAAUUAGAACAGUCUCAACGAGAAAGACGCAAGAAAAUGGAAGAAUGUAAUACAAAUUACCAACCGAAAUGGUUCAGAAAAAAAUACGACGAAGAUGGUGAAGAAAUUUGGGAAUUUGAUGGAAAGUAUUGGGAUGUUAGGAAAAACGGAGGUUUCAAUAAUAUGAAUUUAGAUCAGCUUUGGUGAUAAUUUACAGAAAAAGUUGUAGUUGUCGCGAUUCGUUGUAGUACGUGGAAGUGUGAUUAUCAAUCAAAAUUUUUUGCGCGAGGCGAAAGCUGCUAUUUGAAAAAAAAGCCUAUACGCUACGUUAUUUUUGCAAUUUUUCAAUAAUAUAUUGUAUUAAAUUGAUUAUUUAUUACAAUGCCUACCUAAGUAUAUGUAAUACGUAUUACGUACCUACCUAGUACCUACCUACAUAAUCGAAUAAUUUUUAGAUGUCAUUUUCAAAAUGUCACCUAUAUUGUUGUUGUUUCAUCGAUAGAAACGCUAAAAUCAUGCUGCAUUAAAAUGCAUCUAUUCAUAUCUAGAUGGCUUAUUCUUUAUUAAUUUGUUAUUAUGUAGUUUGAAAACAAACUUGAAUGUUACGUGGCAUCGGAUUUUUUUCUUCCAUCUUUUCACUUCUGUGACUCGUUCGUGAGUCAUUGUUCAUUAUAAUCAUGUCUUAAAUUUUAAAUAUUUUUAUUUGUCGCAUACUAGUCAUUACUUUUUACCGACGAAUAAGAUUAAUUUAUUUAUACAAAUUCCAAUAAUAAUUUUAAAUAUUCUUAACCAAUUACGUUCGAUUUUUAGAGAAAAAAAAACUUCAGAAAUACCUAUGAUUUAUUUUACUUUCCAAAAUGUGGCGUGUGGUUGUAUUAUGUGUAUUUUUUUUUUUUAUCAAUUUAAGCAAACCUGGGUAAAAAUAUUGAAAAACAUGCGUAAUAAAAUUAAACUUUUUAAAUUGUUUCGUUAAAACGAAUAUCAGUAUAUCUGAUCAAAAAAUUUCUCUCUGCUCUGUUAACCUUUCUUUCAAUUUUUUACUCGUUAUCAAAUUACCAUUUUUAUUUGUGUUGUUUUUUUCUUUUUUUUGUUUUUUACAUUACAUUUUCUUUUCAAAUGCUCGAUGAAAGUUACUAGAAGUUAAAUGAUUCAAAGUUAACCAUAGACCUAUUGGCUUUUUUGUUAUUAAUUAUUUACUUAUUUGGAUUCAAAACAGCCUGUGUUAGGAUCAAGUUUAAUAAGGUGUAAAUUCUACUUCACAGCGCAUUUUUUUUCAUUCGUUUUAAUUUUUUCAAUGUGUUGUCACUAUUGUGAUAAAUAAUUUAAGGUAAAUUACCUAUGAAUAAUAUAAACUAAGAACUCCGCAAGAUAUUUUCCUGUGAACACAUUAGAAUUGUAAAAUUGUUGAAUUUUAUAUCGAUUUGCAUUCACUACCCUUUGUUUGUCGGGGUAUAUGCGUAUAUUUCAAUAUUUUAAUUUUUUUGUCUUCUAUAAAACACCACAAUGUAUUUAUUUUUUAGUGUAGUGGAUUUUGACUCUUUUUCCCCCGGAAAAAUCGAAUCGUUUUUAAUUCAUCGAAGAAAAUGAUCAAUUACAGGUGUGAGAAUUUAAAAUAUUUUGUUUUGUUCCAUUUUAUUAAUUUUGUAGUCAUGGUGUGUAUUUUUAUAGUAUUGCUAUCGUAGAAUAUUUUAAUGCAGACGUGUAAGUUUUGCAGAAAUAUUUUACCAAUUUUAUCGUUUGUUUUUCCUCUGUUUCUCUCUUUUUUUUUAUUUUUAUCAUUAUAAUUACGGACAUUUACUUAUAAUCUUUUUACCUGUGAAGUUACAAGUGUUUUGGAAGUAAUUUAAAACAGCAGAUAAUCACGCUAUUAUUUUUAUAAGAAUAAUUUUACCUAUUUUGACAAAUACGCUCACCGCAAAGGCUGUUGAAAAUAUGUAUUUUGCAUUUUUAAAAUUUAUUUAAAUGAAAAGUACAGAAUUACAAAUAACAUCAUUUUUAAACAUUUUUUUGCCCAUUUUAAAAUAUAGAUAAAUGAGGAAGCCUAAGCUUUGAAUUAAAAUUUAAAAUAAUUUAAAUUACGAGUACAUUCGAAAGUUUUAGUUUCAUCUACGCUUUUGUUAACUUGUCUUGUGUGUUUAAAUUUAGUCACCUGUGCUCAAGAAUCAAGAACAAAUCAUCGCUCAUUUUAAAAAUCAAUAUUACGAGUAGAUUGAGUUUCGCAGAUUUGCGUGUAUUUUCAUUAAAAUACGUCCAAUUAACGAGACGAUAGUUUCUUCCAAUACUGAAAUUUCACCAAUUCGAUCAACAGAUUAUAAAUUUUCAUUCUAGAGAUUUGCUAAAACCUUAAAAUUCAAAUUCUUUAAUCGAAAUAUUAUAGAAAAAGAAAGAAUUAUUGAAAUUUUAAUGGGGAUGCUUUUGUAUUUUAACUCGUAUGCGGAUGUGUGCAUUUAGGUUAUCUUUUGCAUACUUAGAUGUUGUAAGUUGCGUAUCUUUUUCAAAUAUUAAUUUAUCAGAAGUGAUGUCUCCGGAAUAGUAAAAUUCCGAGUUUUUUGUGUGUUUGAUUUAUCACGAUUGUUUGUAUGUAGACGUAAAUGUAUUCACUUGUUGAUCAAAUUAUUCCUAUUUUUAAAUUUACCAUAUUUAUCUACUUUUAGAGUUUCGUGGUGUACCGUAUUUUAUAUUAAUUUUGAAUCAAAGUUUUUACGUGUUUUCAAUACAUCAGUGGCUCAUA
Planococcus citri (citrus mealybug) is the source of this 5979-nucleotide messenger RNA. RefSeq names its product oxysterol-binding protein-related protein 6-like. Lineage: Eukaryota; Metazoa; Arthropoda; Insecta; Hemiptera; Pseudococcidae. The transcript has 18 exons. The coding region runs from base 552 to 3455 and encodes 967 amino acids. Gene Ontology annotation, cellular component: membrane; intracellular membrane-bounded organelle; cytosol. The record is from RefSeq and is a predicted model, not a curated record. Gene Ontology annotation, molecular function: cholesterol binding.